Messenger RNA from Linum tenue, 426 nucleotides. NCBI's taxonomy places the organism in Eukaryota, Viridiplantae, Streptophyta, Magnoliopsida, Malpighiales, Linaceae. The record is from the annotation of a GenBank genome assembly.
AUGGGGUGUAUCUUGUUCCCCGAUCGGACUGGAGCUACAGUUCAUCUGCAGUAUCUACUACUGUUGGAGAAUUGGCGGAGCGCUGGAUGCUACGCUUGGGAAGCAGCUGUUCUAGCCUACCUGUACCGUGAGAUGGGUAGGUCGGUUCUGCAUAUGACACAGUCCUCUUCCACCGGAGGUGACCUUGGUGGCUGGGUCGCCUUGCUGCAGCUCUGGGCGUGGGAGCGAUUCUCAGUGAUAGCACCACGACAUACAGUGACGGAUGAGCCUAUCACAGAGGACGCAUAUCCACAUGGUGCUCGAUGGCUUCCGACCAUGUCCCGUCAGCAUGGUGACCAGCUCUUCAGUUAUAAGUUGUUUUUUGACUUGCUGUCGACAAUCGUGAACGAGCCUCAUCAUCCAACUCCUGAGGCUGAGAUUAGGUGA